GAGACACAGCUUUAGACACUAGCCCUCUUAUUUGUUGUCCCAGCCUCAGAGAGGGCACAAUGUGGCCAGCAUGGGAUUCCGAUAAGAAAAGAGAAAAGGCAGAAAGACCAGGACUUUGAGAACAGCAGAACCGGUGGCAGCAAAAGAGCUUCAGCUUGCCUCAACUCCAAGAAGCAAAAGGUCAAAUACAGGAAGGUUUUGGCUCACAUUUGGAUGUUGACUCUCAGCAAAGGGUCGCAGGUUCAAAGCAAAUUUGGGGCUGCUUCUUUAGAAAGACAGCAGAGAAGUGGAGUUGAUGGGUCCCGUUCACUGAACUGGAUUAAAGAGGCUGAGGCUGCAGGUAUAUCAGAUGCCAACAGUGCCUGAUGGGCUGUAGAGUGAGUCUGGCUUGCCUGGGGAAUGAAUUUUGCACAGGACCACUGGAUCAUCAUCAUUUGAUACAAGACAAGGCUGAGAUCAUGAUUCAGGCUGACAAGAGUUCGUCUGGAGGAUUGGCUGUUGGACAAGCUGAGCCUGAAAACCUUGCUUCGAGUUCUCACACUUUCAAAAACAAGACCUUUAAAAAACCCAAAGACUGCAGUAUCUGCAAACAAGCCAUAGACAGCCAAGGCAUUUCCUGCAGAGUUUGCAAGUAUGCCUGCCACAAGAAAUGUGAAGCAAAGGUGGUGAAACCCUGCUUCCUGCCAAUCAACUACGAACUGCCUGAUAACUCUGAGACCUUUCUGAGUCAUGUAACCAGAACUACUUCCGGCAGUUUUUCCAAAAGCUCAUCUUUCUGUUGUGACAAAGCAUCACAAAGUGCAGACUUUGAUCACAUUAUGGAGGAGGGCUAUGAACUUGACCUGACUUACAUCACUGAGCGGAUCAUUGCAGUAUCCUUCCCUGCCAGCUGUUCAGAGGAAACAUAUGUGCACAACCUGCAAGAUGUAACCCGAAUGCUCAAAUCCAAACAUGGAGAUAAUUACCUGGUGUUAAACCUUUCUGAGAAAAGAUAUGACCUUACCAAGCUUAACCCAAAGAUUAUGGAUGUGGGCUGGCCUGACCUUCACGCACCUCCCCUUGAUAAGAUGUGCACCAUCUGCAAGGCUAUGGAAUCAUGGUUGAACAGCGACCCUCAGCAUGUGGUGGUGAUCCAUUGCAGAGGUGGAAAAGGAAGGAUAGGAGUAGUGAUAUCAUCAUAUAUGCACUUCACCCAUGUUUCUGCCAGCGCUGAUCAGGCUCUAGACAGAUUUGCUAUGAAGAAAUUCUUCGAUGAUAAAGUUUCAACUUUAAUGCAGCCAUCCCAAAAAAGAUAUGUGCACUUCUUAAGUGGCCUUCUGUCUGGAUCUGUGAAAAUGAACACGACCCCACUCUUCCUGCACUUUGUCAUCCUUCAUGGCAUCCCAAGCUUUGAUGCUGGAGGAGUUUGUCGGCCCUUUCUAAAGAUCUACCAGGCUAUGCAACCAGUUCAUACCUCAGGAAUAUAUAGUGUAGGGCCAGAAAAUCAAAGCAGAAUCUGCAUUGCUAUAGAGCCAGCCCAGCUACUGAAGGGAGAUAUUAUGCUGAAGUGUUAUCACAAAAAAUAUCGAUCAGCCACCCGUGAUGUCGUUUUCCGCCUGCAGUUUCACACGGGUGCCGUUCAAGGCUACGGUCUGGUAUUUGGCAAAGAGGACUUGGACAAUGCUAACAAAGAUGACCGCUUCCCUGAUUAUGGGAAGAUUGAAUUGGUUUUUUCAGGAACCCCAGAGAAAAUCCAAGGAUGUGAACACCUGAAGAAUGACCAUGGAGUGAUAAUUGACUACAAUACCUCAGAUCCACUGAUCCGCUGGGAUUCCUAUGAAAACAUGAGCCCUGAUGGUGAAGUGCUCCACACCCAGGGUCCUAUUGAUGGCAGUCUUUAUGCUAAAGUGAGAAAGAAGAGCUCUUCAGAUACUAGCAUCCCCAGUGGAGCCCAGGGGGUUCCUGUGACCAGCAGCCCUGAUCACAGUGACCAUACUCUAUCUGUCAGCAGUGAUUCAGGACACUCAACAACUUCUAUAAGGACGGACAAGACCGAGGAGCAUCAAGCACCGGGAAUCAAACGGGGCUUGAGCCCACAAGAGAAGGCAGAGCUGGACCAGCUACUUAGUGGCUUCGGCCUAGAAAACUCAGUCAGUCCCCUCAAGGAUAUGACUGAUGCCCAAAGCAAGUACAGUGGGACUCGCCACAUAGUGCCAGCUCAGGUUCAUGUGAACGGAGACACCAAACUGAAGGAUAGGGAGACAGAUAUUCUGGAUGAUGAGAUGCCCAGCCAUGACCUUCACAGUGUGGACAGCAUCGGGACACUGUCCUCCUCUGAAGGGCAGCACUCAGCCCACCUUGGAAACUUCAACUGCCACAAGAGCAGUCAGAAUUCGCUGCUCUCAGAUGGCUUUGGAAGCAACACUGGAGAGGACCACCACAGUGCUCUAGCCCCAGAUCUGGGAAUAGGUGUAGACCCCCUCUAUGAGAGAUCAUUUGGAAGUGGUGAGCCUAAGCAAUCCCAGCAGCUGCAAAGGAAUCCUCCUGUUUCUGCUCAGCCUCAGGCUUAUGGCCCUAGUAACUACUCUACCCAGACCUGGGUGCGCCAACAGCAGAUGGUCACUGCUCACCAAUACACCUACUCCCCCGAGAGUGAAGUAAGACUUGGCAUUUCUAGCACUGUAGAGAAUUCAGGCAAUGUGCAGAGCCAUCCCAGAAUCCCUGACACACCCACCCGGGGAUCCAGCAGCAGAGACGCUGUGCAGCGGGGGAUAGGGACCGUGCCAAGUUCCAGUCAAGUAGCAGAACAUCCAGGGCCUGAGGCUUUUAGAUCCAGAUUAGUAGCUGAGAAAGACACACAUGGCCUGUCUCUAGGAGUGACUGUGGAGGGCCUGCCAUCCUCUCCUACUCUGGAUAUCGAUCAGUCAAUUGAGCAGCUGAAUCGGCUGAUCUUGGAACUGGACCCUACAUUUGAACCGAUCCCCACCCGCAUUAACACAGUCUCCAGGGACACAAGUCAAGUGAAUGGCUUCACCAGCCCUGAUGGGGAUGUGGGAGGGCCCAGCGUGAGCCCUGGGUUCCGUGAGAAAGGAGAGGUCACAAACAGGAAUCUCUCCCGGCAUGGUUCACCAGGAGACGAAUCAGGGGGAAGAAUAAGGAAGUUAAGUCUUGGACAGUAUGACAAUGAUGUUCCAGGGCAGCCACCAUAUACCAGGUGUGGCUGGAUGACAACUACUGCUAUAGACCAGGCUGUAAAUCCAGGAUCACGAAUUGCUGUAGGGGAGACCAAAGAGAUGAGUGUGGCACGUUACCAGGAAGACCUAGAUGAAGUAGACAGGGGAAUCUUCUCACCAACCAAAAAUGGGAAUGAAGCUGUUCCACCAACCCCAGCUUUUCCAGUGUCACCAGAGACACCAUAUGUGAAAUGUCCCCCACAUUACCGCCAAAUGAGUCCACCUGGUCAACAGAUCAGUAGCCCACCUGAGAUGUACAGAACUGAGCAUGAAUCUCGAAGUUACACGGAAGGCCUUAACCACUCGGUUGUGAUGACUGACAGCACCAUGGGCACCAAUCCCGCUUUGCUGAGGACUGACAUGCAGACAGCUCCUUCGUGUCAGCGGCCUUUUGUACCUGCGUGCGCCAUUUCCAGAAACAGCCCCAUCCCAACCGGAGAAAGUCCUUCUGCAACUGAAUGCCACUGGCUAGAAAGCAACACUAAGUCCACCCCUUCACCCCAGCUGUCAGUGCUGGGGAACAGCAGGCCUACAGGAAAUUACCUUGUGUCCUCAGAAUUUUCAAGCCCCAUUCAGGACGGCUCGCUCUUAUCCCAUUUCCAAUCCCCAGGAUUGCAAAUAAUCUCUUUGAACAGCCGAGAGGAUUCGUCCUUAGACCAGCAACAAGAACCUGCUGGCCAUCCCAGUGCCCGGGCCUACCUGAACUAUGGUGGGACCAGCGUUAGCAGUAACCCACCACUGGAGGAGAAACAACCUGUUUUCAUGGCCAAUACUAGCAGCUCUCCCAAAACUAUGAGCUCGCCACUGGCAAGUACAGCGGACAAUGGCUUUUUGGCCCACAACUUGCUUACAGUGGCCUCUGGACACAAAAGCCAGAGCAGCACAAUUCAACAGCACCAUGGAAUGAACCUGCACCCACAGCCACCUCUUCCAGAGAAGAAGAGGACUUCUGAGGGAGACCGUUCUUUUGGCUCCAUCUCUCCUUCUUCAAGUGGCUUCUCCAGCCCUCAUAGCGGGAGCACAAUCAGCAUCCCAUUCCCAAAUGUCCUUCCGGACUUUUCAAAAGUUUUAAGCACUUCCCCUUUGUCAGAAAACCCAACUGAUAAACACGUGACCGUAAAAUUUGUCCAAGAUACAUCCAAGUUCUGGUACAAGCCAGAUAUUUCAAGAGAACAAGCCAUUGCCAUUCUGAAGGACAAGGAACCAGGGUCAUUCAUUGUUCGAGACAGCCACUCUUUCAGGGGAGCCUAUGGCCUGGCAAUGAAAGUUGCUACACCUCCUCCUUCAGUGCUGCAGUUAAACAAGAAAGUGGGGGAUUUGUCAAAUGAGCUUGUCAGGCAUUUUCUGAUUGAAUGCACCCAUAAGGGAGUGCGGUUGAAAGGAUGCCCAAACGAGCCAUAUUUUGGGAGUUUGACAGCUUUGGUGUAUCAACAUUCCAUUACUCCUCUGGCAUUACCCUGCAAACUACUCAUCCCAGACAGAGAUCCCUUGGAGGAGAUCGCAGAAACAGCUCCACAGACUGCUGCAAACUCGGCAGCAGAGCUCCUAAAGCAAGGUGCAGCAUGCAAUGUUUGGUAUCUGAACUCUGUGGAAAUGGAGUCCCUCACAGGCUAUCAGGCAGUGCAGAAAGCCCUGAGCAUAACACUGAUGCAAGAUCCGCCUCCCAUCUCUACUGUUGUCCAUUUCAAGGUGUCUGCUCAGGGGAUCACACUGACAGAUAAUCAAAGAAAACUCUUUUUCCGAAGACAUUAUCCAGUCAACACUGUUAUCUUCUGUGCUUUGGAUCCCCAGGACAGAAAAUGGAUGAAAGAGGGACCUUCAGCAAAAGUGUUCGGAUUUGUUGCAAGGAAGCAAGGCAGCGCCACGGAUAACGUGUGCCACCUGUUUGCAGAGCACGAUCCAGAGCAACCUGCCAGUGCCAUUGUGAACUUUGUAUCAAAGGUCAUGAUUGGUUCCCAGAAGAAAAUCUGAAGCCUUCCUAGCCUUUGGUUCAGAGCUCUUCACUGACUGGGGGAAGGCAGCGUGGGAGAAAAAGCGUUCUUGGGAGUUUGCAGCUACAUUAUCCAAACCUAACCAUUCCCAAGAAGGAAAGCAGAGGAUGUUCCAUCUCCAUAAUGUUACAAAGAGUUUGAUCCUUUCUUUGAAGAUGCCUCUGACCUAUCAAAGCAUUGUAUUUUUACAUCAAAGGGCAAAAUUGUGAGUGAAUGCAGUUGGAUGCACCAAAACCCACAUAAUCCAUGUCUGAAUUAAACAGAGAAGAAAGGCUUUAUAGUGCAGGUUUUUAAUUAUAUUUUCACGCACCAUUUUCCAUCUUGUAUCAGAAAAGGAAGAAUUUGCCAACUCAUUAGAUCAUGCCUUUUUUUUUUUUUCUGUAGGAAAAUUUAUUAGAACCACAAGCAUUCUCUUAGACACUUGCCACAGUUGCAUCAGUGGUAGCUAUAGGCCUGGCAAACCGAUGCUCUUAAGAGAGUGGUGGUUUGUGAAGGACCAUUUGCUCUUCCCUUCAUCUUUAUAUGAUAAUGGUGGGAGUUGACUGAGAAGGGGGAAGAUGUAAGUUAGGGAAAGGUUAGUGCAGGUUGAUUUCUUUUAAAAAUGGUGCAGAGACAUGGAUUUUCCAGGGACAUUACUCCAUGUUUAGUAUAAAGAAGGCUGAGUUUAUUUAGCUUGUAUAAUUUUAAAUGGGAGAGGGAUAACCAAAAAGAGUCGUGUGGAGAAAGCUUGAUGUAUUCUGUUAAUGGUAUUUUUGUUAUUAUUUUUAUAUGAAGAGUUAAGCAGGAAAGAUGCUGUAUGUUAAUAAUCACAGGAUAAAAAUGAGGGAAAAGCAAAGAAGAAAAUGAUUUUAUAUAAUUUAUAUUUUUGCCUCUGCCAGAUUAUUUAUAGUAGACGUCAAAUCUUGAUAUAUUAUAUGAGUGUUCUUAUAGUAAAGCCAUUCAUGAUCUUUGCCUUCUUAGUUUUAUUUUGCAUAAGUAUAGUAUGUCGCAUGUGCCUUACUAUAGGGUAGAGUUUCAUAUUUAGACUCUUGUUUUACAGUAUUAAACCACUUCCUAGCUCAUGUGUCUCUGAAAUAAUGCUUUGACUAUGAAAUCGGUCCUCCCUCCUCAUAGUUUCUUACAUACAUAGGUUCUUUUUGACAGAUUUUUUUAAUGAAAGGUGGGGUUUCGUUUUUUGUUUUUCAAUUUGUAUGGAUUAGUGUUAAAUUUUAUAGGUGAAUUUUUAAAAUAAUUUCUUGAGUCAAGAAAUCCAAAAGGGAAAAGAAUAUUUUUUGUUACUCUUAUCCAUGUCCAAAACAAUCUGUCACACGUGUCCUUCAUAUGUCCGAGUAAGCCAACGUAGUGGCAUCUGUAUUUUACAAAACUAAAUGUUAUGCUAUAGUUAGUUUUAUAACAAAAAUAUAUAUACUAUAAAGUAGGGUAGGUGACUUGUAGUAAUUUUCUGUGAGAGCGGAGGGCCCAUUUGAAGUCUAUUGCAAAAUUCCCAUUCACCCAAAGGGAACAGGAUCAGGGCCAGAAACAGGAAUUGGAAGUUACAGACAACUGAAAUUCCCAAUUGUUUGACAUGCCAGACAUUUCUGUUCCUUCGGUUUGAGGGCCAAAUCUACACAUCAGUGACCUGAUGUAUAAAAUGGUGCAGGGUUCUGUGCACACAGUCACAAGAGACAGUGGGCUGAGUGGUAACUAUCCCCACUCUGAGACUUAAAUUGCUUCAGUCUUUUUUUACCAGACAAUAGUUAGGAGGGAUAGGAAAAAUUAUAGAGUUGGCUUAAAUAACAGCUUCCCUCCUAUCCUGAUCCAAAAACCAUUCGCACACAAACACACACAUAAGUUUCAGAGUAGCAGCCGUGUUAGUCUGUAUUUGCAAAAAGAAAAGGAGUACUUGUGGCACAUUAGAGACUAACCAAUUUAUUUGAGCAUAAGCUUAUGUGAACUACAGCUCACUUCAUCAGAUGCAUGCAGUGGAAAAUACAGUGGGGAGAUUUUAUAUACACAGAGAACAUGAAACAAUGGGUGUUACUAUACACACUGUAACCAGAGUGAUCACUUAAGGUGAGCUAUUACCAGCAGGAGAGCGGGGGGCAAAAAACCUUUUGUAGUGAUAAUCAAGGUCCUAACACAAGUUGUUCUAACUUUUAUUAACAGACUCCUUUUUUUAGAAUUGGAAGAACCACAGGCACCUUAUGCAGGGGCCAAGGACAAAAUUUGUUACCAAAUUAUUUGUAUAACCAUGAAUUCAGUGUAAAUAAUUGUGUGCUUUUGUAUGGGGGCUUCGGGCAAGAUCACAAAUUAAUGUAUUUGGACCAGGAAGUGGUUUACAUUAGUAACAGUGGGCAUUGUAUGUAUAUAGAAAGGUUAGGCAGUUCAAAGUAAAGCUACCAUUGAAGCAACAAUGGCAAGUGCCUCUGAUUUGUACCAAAUAUUUUCAUUCUUCCAUCAAACAGGUUAAUUAAUCAAACAAUGUUUUUGUACCAUCUAAAAAGAAUGCCGUGUGAUUCUUUAUUUGGUAAUGUUGAUCCCUUUCAAAAACAUUGGGACCAGUGGGCCAAGUAGGAAUUCUGAUGGGUUCCAUUAGAAUAAACAAAUUGGUCUCUGUUGGUUAAUGUUGGUCUCUUUUGGUUUCAUUUGGAGGACCCACAUCCUCAGGAACCAGAAGGCUGAUAGAUCCAUUACUCGGUUCUGAAACCUAGCUGGCCAGCUGGAACUUAUUGAAUAUUCUCAAAUGAAAUUUCUCCUGCAUUCCAGCUGGAGAUUCUUCACUCGGGACAUCAGCAGAGUCACACCCGCACUCAGUCUAACCCAUCGGGUGAAUUAUGGCUCUCGGAUUCUGUGUGAGAUAAGUUAGGUUUGAGUGUCCCCAUAAAAGCUGGUGUCAGCCACUGUGCAGCCUUUGGCCCCAUUCCGCUAAGGAUGGAAAGUUUGAUUUCCAAUAGACAGGCUUUGCUACUGUGGGCCUUAUUCUGCAUUCCUUGUGAAUUCUAAAAACCUAUUGAAUUUGGUGGGCUUUUAGGAGCACUAGGAAUUCAAGUCUGGGCUCUUCAAGGUGCUUACCUGGGGACUUAGGUUGCACUGAGUAAUGGGAAGGAGGAAAUUGCCAUAGUUACUAAGAGACGCUUUCUUAUGUGUGUUCCUUUUUAUGGUAUAUUAUCACAUGCUUUGUUUUCAUAUGGAAUAUAUUUAAAAACACAAAGCAAAAUAGUACAGUAAAUAUAACUGUGUAGUAUAUACAUAAACACAUUCAUACAACUUUGGUUCAUGGUAAAUACAUGACUAAAUAGUAUAGCACUUUCCUUCUAAGGAUUUUGAUAGAUGUGUAUAUGCAGCCUCAUAAGUAAUGCCAACAAAGUUGCCUCGUGUAUUUAACCACGCUCCUAUUAACCUGCUUGUUAAAUGUGCUACUAUAAUCUUACAGUGUUAAACUACAAAAAUGCUGAAAGCCAUGUUUUUAAAGGUUUUUAAUUAAAUGGUUCCCAUGUAUCCAAAAGUAUCCUUAAAAUUUUAAUGUUUCCUUCUCUGCCUUACCUAUUAGUGAACACUUUUUGCCUUUUUCUUGAAACUGUAAAAAACAAAACAAACAAAAAGUCUCCAGUAUGUAAAUGAAUGUUCUAUAAAUUCUUUGUAUAGUCAUUUUCUCUGUUCUUUAAAUAUCAACUCUAUUCAGAUGAUAAUAAAAUUAUAAAUUUGAAAUCUCA
Messenger RNA from Chelonia mydas (Green sea turtle), 8895 nucleotides. RefSeq names its product tensin 3 (gene TNS3). The coding region runs from base 366 to 5183 and encodes 1605 amino acids. Gene Ontology annotation, molecular function: phosphatase activity; protein binding. Lineage: Eukaryota; Metazoa; Chordata; Testudines; Cheloniidae. The transcript is spliced from 33 exons. Gene Ontology annotation, biological process: dephosphorylation. The record is from RefSeq and is a predicted model, not a curated record.